AUGGCCUUUGCGGUGACGCCCGUGGCUCCUCUCAGUCAGGGCACGCGACCCGAUACAGAAGUGGGAUCUGAAAGCCCGGAUGUCCCUGAGGCCAACGGUCCUCCGCGCAAAAGGAAGAGGACUCGCAAAGUCCAAGUGGACCGUAAAUUCGACUGCUCGUACGAAGGGUGUGGCAAGAGCUAUUCGCGCGCGGAACAUCUAUACCGCCAUCAAUUAAACCACGCCCCCAAGCAAAUCUACCGGUGCGAUUUUCCCGAGUGCUACCGUUCCUUCGUCCGACAAGACCUCUGCGUCCGUCACCGCGAACGUCACACCACCCAAGGCUCGCAGCUGCAGAAACGUGACCACUUUGCACAGGCUGCUUCUACGAGUACCGGCGGGAUCGCGAAAUCUCAGAUCGUCCAUACUGCGGUCCAGUUACCGCAAAAUGCACCUCCCGUCCUAUCUCCGCCAGACUCUAAACGAGGCUCGACAGGUCCGGAUCAACCUAUCGCUGCGUCGAGCAUUCCCGUUUCUUCGCCGACAUCUAGGGGCUUCAACCGGUUCAGCUACCAGCCCGCCGCUCAACAGCAUGCUCCGACUGCAGAGGUUCCUUACUCCCAACCAUGCGAUUUACCGAACACUCCUAUCACGACCACGACAUUCAAUUCCCCGCCACUGCAGCGUCCGUUGCAAGUUGGUUCCAAUACCCGUCAUGCCCUGAAUGGCUCGCCUACCAACGAGCUGGGUCCUGCACGAUCGGCAGCGUUGGAUGAGCCGCUCGUCUCCAACAGGUCUCAAGAUCUCGGGGCCAGUUACGCGGUAUCAGCUGAUCUGACCGGGUCUUUGGUAAGCCCGUCCGCAUACACUGAUCAAGCGGGCUUACAAAUCCCUGUCGAUGGAUACUCCGACAUCAACAUGGCGCCAGUAACCUCAUCGGCGUCUGCUCCGCUCGAUCAAACAAAUGGCCUAACCCUUGACUCUAUGGCGGGAAUGGCAGUAGGAGAUAUGCAAUUUGACGGGCUCAAUUCUUGUGUCUAUCCGGUCUUUGGCGGUGAAAGCAAUAGAUCUCCUUUCCAUAUGGGCGAUGACUUCACGGCGUGGCUGUUCAAUGAACCGGUGCCUGGGUCAUCGAUGGCUCCGCCGGCAAAUAUGGUGCCCGGCUUUAUGGACGCGCAGAUGCAAAACCAGUUUUUGAUGAGUGACCCAUCAUACGGAAACUUUCUGAACAGUGUCAUCCCAGCUCAUCCGAUGAGUGUGACCAGCAUCCUUGAUCCCGGGUCCCCGCGGGCCAUCAUGUCUGAGGAGAAGCGUCAGGAGCUGCUUGAUCUCAUGUCCACCCGGUUCAAUGAGGCUGCAUAUUCGGCAGUGGCCAAGCGCAAGGAUGCCUUGAUGGACGGUGAUAUGGACGAAGACCGCCACGUCCUUAGUUUGUCGAAGAUGCAAACCUACAUUGGGUCUUACUGGUAUCACUUCCAUGCCCAGUUGCCAAUCCUGCAUCGGCCGACCUUUGUAGCUGAUAAAGCGCCGAAUCUGCUGCUGCUCGCCGUCAUAGCGAUUGGGGCAGCAACGCUGGACAGUAUUCACGGACAGGAAGUCACCGAGGCAGCAUCGGAGCUAGCCGACUUUAUCAUGUGGCAUUUGCGGUGGGAGAUUUUUAUGGAAGGAGAUUUCCGGCCGCCAGCCAAACUCUGGGUCUUUCAAGCGCUGCUGCUCUUGGAGGUCUAUGAGAAGAUGUACUCUACUCGUGCACUCCACGAGCGAGCGCACAUCCACCACGACACCACGUUAACGUUGAUGCGGCGCGGUAGCUCCUUGAUUGGCCGCCAUUCGUUCGACUCUCCUGCAAGCCUGAGAGAUGACCGGCAGGCACGCUCGACCACAGGGUCAACGAUGACUCCGGACUUUGCGGCAGACGACUCAUGGGCGCAUUGGAUCAAAACUGAGGCCACUAGGCGAGUUGCCUUUGCGGCAUUUGUCUUAGAUUCCACCCACGCUACGAUGUUUGGACACUCUGCGAAGAUGGUCGCGCAUGAACUUCGUCUACCACUGCCGUGCGACGAGGCCUUGUGGUCUGCUACUAGUGCUUCAGAAGUGGCUCGGGUGCAGGCGAGUCUACAUGCCAACGGAGUCAGGCCGGUGAUGUUUCUAGACGGGCUCAAAAGGACACUCAACGGACAGCGGGUGCGAACAAACGCAUUUGGAAGAACAAUUCUUAUGGCUGGGCUUCUUAGCGUGAGUUGGCAUAUGAAUCAGCGCGACCUGCAAGUCAGCUCUCUUGGGGUCGCACAUGCCCUAGGAGGUCGAGACAAAUGGAGGUCUGCUCUACUGCGGGCCUUCGACAACUGGCGACGCGAUUUUGACGAGGCACUACAACCAGGCAUGGCCUCGUACCCUAACGGAUAUCGCGGUCGGUACGCGCUCGACGAAGACAACGUGUUUGAGUCCCGUGACGUGCUGCACGGGCUGGCCCAUAUGGCUUCGCACGUUGAUAUCGUAGAUUGCCAGAUCUUCGCCGGAGCUCGUCGACUGAUGGGACGUGCUAUCACCCCGCGGGAUUACAACGCCGCACGCGAGAAGAUGGUCGAGCGCUGGGCUACCAAAGCAUCCGCCCGCGACGCCACCUUUUAUGCUCUCAAGUUCCUCGCUGAAUGUCUUUUGGACCACCAAGGGGCCCAUUAUGAAGGAGAGUUGUAUUGCGGUCGGGAAGAUUACCUUCUGAAUCGACCGUGGGUGAUUUAUGUGGCUGCCCUCGUAGUCUGGUGCUAUGGAUACGCCUUGGAAGGUCCGAUUGCGGGCGCCCCGGCGCUGUCAACGGUCGCGGAGCAGAGGCAAGAUAUGCAGGCAUUCUUGCGCCGUGUGGGCGGUUGUCGGGAGCCGAGCGACCUUGAGACCAUGAAAGGACGAAAUCAGUGCCUUGGACUAUUGAUUAUUUUGCGGGAUGGGUUCACCAACGCCCGAUGGGAGCUAUUGGCUGAAGCUGCAAACCUGCUGGGCAGUUGCAUUGAUAAAUUGAGGGAAGUCUCUCAAUAA
Messenger RNA from Aspergillus nidulans FGSC A4, 3012 nucleotides. RefSeq names its product putative C2H2 finger domain protein. NCBI's taxonomy places the organism in Eukaryota, Fungi, Ascomycota, Eurotiomycetes, Eurotiales, Aspergillaceae. The coding region runs from base 1 to 3012 and encodes 1003 amino acids. The record is from RefSeq and is a predicted model, not a curated record. Gene Ontology annotation, cellular component: nucleus. Gene Ontology annotation, biological process: regulation of transcription by RNA polymerase II; DNA-templated transcription. The transcript has 2 exons. Gene Ontology annotation, molecular function: DNA binding; zinc ion binding; RNA polymerase II cis-regulatory region sequence-specific DNA binding.